Molecule: messenger RNA, 2110 nt
Organism: Phragmites australis (common reed)
Lineage: Eukaryota; Viridiplantae; Streptophyta; Magnoliopsida; Poales; Poaceae
Product: transcription factor bHLH18-like
Exons: 5
Coding region: 287-1342 (351 amino acids)
Molecular function (GO): protein dimerization activity
Source: RefSeq, a predicted model, not a curated record
GAGAAGUCUUAAGCCACCAUUUGCACAUUUUAAUUGCAGCUCGAAGGAAGAGAGAGGAGGUCGAGUAGUUCACACCCAACCAAGAGGCCUCGAAGAAAGUCCCCCUCACCCAACCCAAAGGUUAUAUAAGGCGGUGCAGCUUCUCUCACUCUCUCACCCCGUUGGCGGAAAGGAAAGGGACCUCCCUCACCCAUCUCUCCAAUCUCCAUAGGACUUGUUGAGCUUCAAGCAGCUAGUAGUCCUUUUGGUUUGGAAGCAAGGCGUUCCAAUCCCAAGCAAUCUGCAGAUGGCAACCCAGUGGUUCUCCAACAUGGCGAUGGACGAGCCGAGCUUCUUCCACCAGUGGCAGUCGGACGACCUGCUGGAGCAGUACGCGGAGCAGCAGAUCGCCGCGGCGUUCGGGCAGGGGGAAGUGGACCAGGCGGUGGCGGCGGCGCUGAUGGAGCACGCGGCCGGGGCGGAGCACCGCCCGCAGAAGGCGGCCAAGGUCAAUACCAGCUGGGACUCGUGCAUCACGGACCAGGGAUCCCCCGCCGACUCCUCCUCCCCGACCAUCCUCUCCUUCGGCGGCCACGCUGAUACCGGCGCCAUGUUCGCCAAGGCGCAGGCGCGGAGCGCCUCGUACUACGGCGCGUCCGCCGCGCCCGUGACCGUGGAGGCGCCCAAGCAGGAGGUGGAAGCGGUCGUGCCUCCGUUCCAGGCCCAGGCGCGCCCGAUCAAGCGGACCUACGACGCCAUGGUCGUCGCCGAGCCCACGAAGGCGCCGGCGACCACCCGUCCGGCCUCCCAGAACCAGGACCACAUCCUGGCCGAGCGGAAACGCCGCGAGAAGCUCAGCCAGCGCUUCAUCGCCCUCUCCAAGAUCGUCCCUGGCCUCGAGAAGUUGGACAAGGCGUCUGUGCUCGGCGACGCAAUCAAGUACGUGAAGCAGCUGCAGGACCAGGUGAAGGGCCUGGAGGAUGAGGCUCGCCGGCGGCCCGUCGAGGCAGCAGUUCUGGUCAAGAAGUCCCAUCUGUCCGCCGCCGCCGACGACGGCUCGUCUUGCGACGAGAGCUUCGUGGCCGGCGAGUCCGGCACCCGGACGGCGCUGCCGGAGAUCGAGGCCCGUGUCUCGGACCGCACGGUGCUGGUCAAGAUCCACUGCGAGAACCGCAAGGGCGCGAUCAUCACCAUGCUGUCCGAGGUCGAGCGCCUCAGCCUCACCAUCAUGAGCACCAAUGUGCUCCCCUUCACCCCCUCCUCCCUCCACGUAACCAUCACGGCCAUGGCUGGCGAGGACUUCUGCUUGUGUGCCAAGGAUAUCGUCAAGAAGCUAAAUCAGGCGUUCAAGUCAUCUCUCUGAAGGGUUUAGCUCCUCAUCAAGUUUAAUUUAGGCCAACGUUUUUGGUCAUUAGCCUUGAGGAUUUGAGGCUAAUGGUUAGGUUCUUGUUCUUACCUGCCAGUGCUUCUGAAGUUGCUUGCAAUCCCCCCACAGUGCCCCUCCCAAAUAAAGCAAUUUCCACUGGUUUUUGCUGCAUGGGUGCAGAUUGAUCAUUACCUAGUUACCAACCUACCCUCUUCUAUUUUCUCUCCCUUCACUUUUUGCAUGGUUUGAACUAGUCACUCCAUGUUUUGGGAGAGAGUAGAAUGUAAAAAUCCAAAAGAGACCUGUCUUUUCUAGGGCUUGUUUAUUUAGGGACUAGGUGAGUUUGACAUUUUACAAAACCUAAAUUUCCUUUUUCCCCUUGUCCAAUGUUGCCCUUACAUUUCACCUUGUUUUUUCUACGGGGAUUGCGUUUUUCAAACCCAAAAUACCUACCUUUGCCGUCCUCUCAAUCCUAUCACACUCUGCUCCCAAAAAACCUCAAUUGUGGAGAAAAUGGUGCCUUCUUUUUUUCAGGCCUGAGGGGGACUUUGCAAGCCUUGAUUCAGAAGUACUGUAGGGGUGGCUCUUCAGUUUCUUUUUUGAGGGUCUUGCAAGUUGGCCACAACUUGAUGCUCCCUUUGCUUGUAGUGUUCGUGUGGUUUUUGUUGUCACAGGCUCAAGAUGUAGUUGUGCGCUUGUGCUCCUGUCUUGUUUACUUGCAUACAAGUAUAAAAAUAAAUAAAAUGUGCUCUAUUCUUAGAGCUC